UUGUAUUCAGCUGUAUGAAAUGGCGACCGCCUGGAUCGCGCUGUUGGGGCUUCUGUGUUUACCCGGAACUCAUCAAGACUACCUUCCAAACUGGCAGUCACUAGACUCUCGACCUUUGCCGGUAUGGUAUGACCAGGCGAAAAUUGGAAUCUUCAUGCACUGGGGUGUAUUUUCAGUACCCAGUUAUGGCAGCGAAUGGUUCUGGUGGAAUUGGAAGGGAGCGAAAUAUCUUGGUUAUCAGAUCUUCAUGGAGCAGAAUUACAGACCAGGAUUCACCUAUGCGGACUUUGCUCCCAUGUUCAAGGCGGAAUUUUACGAUCCCAUUCAGUGGGCUAAAAUUUUGAAGUCUUCUGGAGCACGUUAUGUUGUGCUGACAAGCAAGCAUCAUGAAGGCUUCACCAACUGGCCGUCUAAAGUUUCCUGGAACUGGAAUUCCAUGGACACAGGACCUCACAGAGAUCUUGUUGGUGAAUUAGCAGCAGCCAUUCGGAGUGAGACAGACAUGCACUUUGGCCUGUAUCAUUCACUGUUUGAGUGGUUCCAUCCUCUGUAUCUGCAGGACAAAGCCAAUAAUUACACCACACAGAUGUUUGUAAAGACUAAAACCAUGCCAGAGCUGCAUGAGAUCAUUAAUGCUUACAAACCUGAGCUCUUGUGGUCAGAUGGAGACUGGAUGGUAACAGAUACGUACUGGAAUGCAACACAGUUUCUAGCCUGGCUCUACAAUGAGAGUCCUGUAAAGGACACGAUUGUGGUGAAUGAUCGCUGGGGAAAGAAUAUCCGAUGUCACCAUGGAGGCUACUUCAAUUGUGAUGACAAGUUUAACCCAGGUGUCCUGCAGAAACAUAAGUGGGAGAAUGCAAUGACUCUGGACAAGUACUCGUGGGGUUUCAGGCGCAAUGCUCACCUGGCAGACUACCUCACCAUGGACGAUCUCACUGACAUACUGGCAGAGACCAUCAGUUGUGGUGGUAACUUGUUGGUGAACAUAGGCCCGACAGCACAUGGAACGAUUGUCCCGAUAUUUGAGGAGAGAUUAGGCCAGCUGGGACAGUGGUUAGGUGUCAACGGGGAAGCCAUAUACUCCUCAUUUCCGUGGACUUUCCAGAAUGACACUCUCACACCACGUGUCUGGUACACAGCAGCAGAUGUACAGAUGAAGAGAAUGGUCUACGCCAUCGUGCUGGACUGGCCCCAGAAUUCUACCCUAUCUCUUGGAGCUGUGAGUCCUACCCCCACUACUCAGGUUACCUUACUGGGGUAUUCAGGGACCUUCUCCUGGAAGAAAGGCCCUGGAGACGGAAUCACUAUUGUCAUUCCCCCUAUUCCAGCUAACAGAAUGCCUUGUAAGUGGGCCUGGGUGUUCCGGUUUGAAGGCUUGGAGGUGUGAUUGGGGAGGAAUGUCAGAGUAGCGGUACUUCAUGUGGCUUGCUGUGAGGACAUCCACAUUGUAGGGAUGUGUCAAGCUUUAUUAUGCAUCUAAUUGUUACUCAUAACUCAAUCUGAUGUUCAGGUUGCAUUGUUACCUCCCUUUUUAUGAUUGAGUGAAGUUGAAUUGCGAAAGAUGAUACAUUUUAUUGCAAUUCACGAGGAUGGUUGGGCCGAUUCUUUUCUCCACAGCAGUUUCAAAUUUAUGUAACCAUUUAGAGAAGAUAUUGAAAAUUAACUGAUGUACAUUGAGAAAAUACAAUGUGAAUCAUUUUGUAAAAGUUUGUGGAUGAUGUAAAUUGUAAAGAUUUGGCCACUUGAAACAACUGUGUCAGUAUUGUGUGUCUUUAACAUUCCAUUUGCCUUGUGUUAUAUGUAUUGAACAUGUUACAUAUUAAUACUCUCUAACACUAAAUUGUUUCAAACAUCUAAAUACUAUAAAUCAACAGAUUUGUCAAGAUUUCUCAUUGAUAAAAUGC
Molecule: messenger RNA, 1907 nt
Organism: Liolophura sinensis
Lineage: Eukaryota; Metazoa; Mollusca; Polyplacophora; Chitonida; Chitonidae
Product: alpha-L-fucosidase-like
Exons: 8
Coding region: 20-1390 (456 amino acids)
Biological process (GO): glycoside catabolic process; fucose metabolic process
Cellular component (GO): lysosome
Molecular function (GO): alpha-L-fucosidase activity
Source: RefSeq, a predicted model, not a curated record